CCUGCUCAGCUCAACGUCAGCGUCAGCCUUGCUUACCUCCCCGCACGUCCGUCGCUUCGAGCCUUGGACGCCGCCGACAGACGGGACAACCCGGAAGAAACGACGGCAUCGGCGAGCAUCGCGAGACCAGGCAAGAUUGAUUCGGACGAGCGCCUCGAGGAGCAGCCCAUGAUCCACGGGCACGGGCACGGCCGCGUCCUCCCGGUGGCGUCGAGCUCGGACUUCUCCGGCGAGAUGAACCAAUCCGCACACUCCUCCUCCGACCCCUCCUCCAGCCCACUCUACAGCUUCCACUUCGAGAAGCCCUUCCCGCCGCCCCCUCCUCCGCCGCCGCAGCCCGGCGCUUACGUGGUGCAGGUGCCAAAGGACAAGGUCUUCCGCGUCCCCCCGCCCGAGAACGCGCACCUCUUCGAGCACUACACCCGCCGCGCCAAGCGCCGCAGCCGCUGCUCCUGCGUCCGCGUCUGCACGUGCCUGCUGGCGGCGGUCCUCGCGCUCGCCGUCCUCCUCGCCGCCCUCGCCGGCGUCAUGUACCUGGUCUUCAGGCCCAAGCGGCCGGCGUACUCCGUCCAGGCGCUCGCCGUGUCAGGCCUCGGUGGCAUCGGAAACGCCUCCGCCGCGGGCCCGUUCUCGCCGGCUUUCGACGCGACCGUGCGCGCCGACAACCCGAACGGCAAGAUCGGCGUGCACUACGACGGCGACGCGAGCCACGUCUCCGUGUCGUACGACGGCGUCGUCCUGGCCGACGGCGCGUGGCCGUCGUUCUACCAGGAGCCCCAGAACGUGACGGUGUUCGUGGCGAAGGAGAAGGGGUCCGGGAUACGGUUCUCGCAGAGCGUGCGCGGGCAGAUGGCCGCGGCGGAGCGGCUCCGUUCGGUGCCGUUCGACGUGGGCAUCGAGGUGCCCGUGCGGCUGCAGCUCGGCAAGGUGAAGGCGUGGGCCGUGCCCCUGAGGGUGCGGUGCACUGUGGCGGUCGACAGGCUCGCCGCCGACGCGAAGGUGGUGUCCAGGUCGUGCGACAUGAAGGGGAUCCUGUUCUGGUGGAACUGAGCAAGUAACAUGUUGGUGGAUUAGAAGGCAUUUCUUGAGACCAAUGGAUUCUUGCUGAUUCCAUCCAUGAUACAUUUUCCCUCUGCUCAUUUGUAAGUCGAUUUAAUCGAGUAAUCUGAAUCAUAUCGUGCAUGCUGCGACUGCGAAAACGUGCUGCAGUUUGAGGCGUCGAUGAUUUGCACCUUCGUUCUUUCGCCGAAGACUGAAGAAAUUGUUGUUGGUCCUUGUUUGUGUUACUACCUCAACUGGGCAGCUGAAAAACCAGAUCUUGAAACUGAGUUCAGGCCUUGGUGACAUGAUUUCCAGUACACUUUCAAACAUCCGUCUGUUGGAUAUCCAAGACGAUAGACGAGUAUUAUUUUGCCUGAUUCCUAAAAAAAGAACUCACCAUACCUGAAUAUUUAGUAAA
Phragmites australis (common reed) is the source of this 1459-nucleotide messenger RNA. Its product is annotated as NDR1/HIN1-like protein 13. Gene Ontology annotation, cellular component: plasma membrane. The coding region runs from base 169 to 1050 and encodes 293 amino acids. The transcript has 2 exons. Lineage: Eukaryota; Viridiplantae; Streptophyta; Magnoliopsida; Poales; Poaceae. The record is from RefSeq and is a predicted model, not a curated record.